Homo sapiens (human) is the source of this 1687-nucleotide messenger RNA. It is a transcript of the gene CAPNS1, whose product is annotated as calpain small subunit 1. Lineage: Eukaryota; Metazoa; Chordata; Mammalia; Primates; Hominidae. The record is from RefSeq and is marked reviewed. Gene Ontology annotation, molecular function: calcium-dependent cysteine-type endopeptidase activity; calcium ion binding. The transcript is spliced from 10 exons. The coding region runs from base 703 to 1173 and encodes 156 amino acids. Gene Ontology annotation, cellular component: cytoplasm; plasma membrane.
CCCCCAGCAGUGAGUCGCAGCCAUGUUCCUGGUUAACUCGUUCUUGAAGGGCGGCGGCGGCGGCGGCGGGGGAGGCGGGGGCCUGGGUGGGGGCCUGGGAAAUGUGCUUGGAGGCCUGAUCAGCGGGGCCGGGGGCGGCGGCGGCGGCGGCGGCGGCGGCGGCGGUGGUGGAGGCGGCGGUGGCGGUGGAACGGCCAUGCGCAUCCUAGGCGGAGUCAUCAGCGCCAUCAGGUAAGGCGGAGACUAUCAGAGGGGCGGGGCCUGGGAAUGGGAGGAGCCUCAGUGAGGCGUGGUCUGGGAGGGGCGUGGUCUAAAAAUAGAAUAGGAUUAACCUGGAGGCUAACCUGGGUACAUGAAUUAGGCCGGGGAGGCCUGGUUUGAGAGUUCUGCUGUAAGGGGGUGGACCCCAGUGAGGCGGAUAUCAGUCAUUGGGGGCGGUGCUUGAUAUGGGAGUAGUCUGAUUGUGUGGGACCAGGACAAUGUGGUCCUGAGGGGACUGAUGUGGAGUUUUGGCGGGUGGGGCUUAUGGGUCUGGGCUCAGCCUGCAUUGGCUAACCUGGAGAUGAACGUUAAAGCGAGGCGGCUGCGCAGUACAACCCGGAGCCCCCGCCCCCACGCACACAUUACUCCAACAUUGAGGCCAACGAGAGUGAGGAGGUCCGGCAGUUCCGGAGACUCUUUGCCCAGCUGGCUGGAGAUGACAUGGAGGUCAGCGCCACAGAACUCAUGAACAUUCUCAAUAAGGUUGUGACACGACACCCUGAUCUGAAGACUGAUGGUUUUGGCAUUGACACAUGUCGCAGCAUGGUGGCCGUGAUGGAUAGCGACACCACAGGCAAGCUGGGCUUUGAGGAAUUCAAGUACUUGUGGAACAACAUCAAAAGGUGGCAGGCCAUAUACAAACAGUUCGACACUGACCGAUCAGGGACCAUUUGCAGUAGUGAACUCCCAGGUGCCUUUGAGGCAGCAGGGUUCCACCUGAAUGAGCAUCUCUAUAACAUGAUCAUCCGACGCUACUCAGAUGAAAGUGGGAACAUGGAUUUUGACAACUUCAUCAGCUGCUUGGUCAGGCUGGACGCCAUGUUCCGUGCCUUCAAAUCUCUUGACAAAGAUGGCACUGGACAAAUCCAGGUGAACAUCCAGGAGUGGCUGCAGCUGACUAUGUAUUCCUGAACUGGAGCCCCAGACCCGCCCCCUCACUGCCUUGCUAUAGGAGUCACCUGGAGCCUCGGUCUCUCCCAGGGCCGAUCCUGUCUGCAGUCACAUCUUUGUGGGGCCUGCUGACCCACAAGCUUUUGUUCUCUCAGUACUUGUUACCCAGCUUCUCAACAUCCAGGGCCCAAUUUGCCCUGCCUGGAGUUCCCCCUGGCUCUAGGACACUCUAACAAGCUCUGUCCACGGGUCUCCCCAUUCCCACCAGGCCCUGCACACACCCACUCCGUAACCUCUCCCCUGUACCUGUGCCAAGCCUAGCACUUGUGAUGCCUCCAUGCCCCGAGGGCCCUCUCUCAGUUCUGGGAGGAUGACUCCAGUCCCUGCACGCCCUGGCACACCCUUCACGGUUGCUACCCAGGCGGCCAAGCUCCAGACCGUGCCAGACCCAGGUGCCCCAGUGCCUUUGUCUAUAUUCUGCUCCCAGCCUGCCAGGCCCAGGAGGAAAUAAACAUGCCCCAGUUGCUGAUCUCUA